AUGUCCGUUCCGCCUGCAAAACCUGAAUAUAUCCAGCGGGCCUUCAUUGAUCCCAUAUUUCCUGCCUUGACUGUUGGUGCUGUAUCAGGUGCAGCAGGUCUGAUUGGAGGAGGGUUCGGAGGACUUGUACUCUCAAAGCACCCAGUGCUUUUUGCGACUGCUGCUGGUCUGCAGUGUUUUGGCCUUGGCUCGACAUUCUGGUACGUUCGAAAUGUCGGCAUCGUAGCGUCCACCCAGAGCAAGCUCUCAAAUAGAGAAACUGUACUCCACAGUACCUUUGCUGGUAGUAUGGCCGGUGCUGUAAACGGCGCAAUCAGGUCAAGGUCAAAUGUCCUUCCAGGGGCAUUAAUGUACGGCAUCCUUGGCAUGCUGGGCCAGGGAGUGUACAACACCUUUCAGCGAGGUGGAGACGAGGUUGGAGACAGAGUGCCUUAUUCUCAACGGCUACUGGAUUCCCGUUGGGUCCCUCUCAAGCGCCUUUCAGAUGAAGACUAUGUGGAAAUGCUCAACGAAAAGACCAUCAAGAUUGAUGCCGAAAUUGCCAUCAUAGAUGACAAGAUCGCAGCCUUGCAGAAGAGCCGAACGAAGGGCGGUUAG
Molecule: messenger RNA, 597 nt
Organism: Endocarpon pusillum Z07020
Lineage: Eukaryota; Fungi; Ascomycota; Eurotiomycetes; Verrucariales; Verrucariaceae
Exons: 4
Coding region: 1-597 (198 amino acids)
Source: RefSeq, a predicted model, not a curated record